CGGCCGCGGCCUGGGCCCGCUGCCGUCGGGCUCGGUUCGGUUCGGCUCGGCUCGGCGGUUGGUCCCGUCGCCAUGGAGACGCCGCCCGGAGCUCAGCGCCUUGCCUCGGUGGAGGGGCUGGAGGUGAAGGGGCCCGCCCGGGAGCCCCGCGUCCUCGUCCUCGCCCGCAGGACCGGACAGUACCAGUUGAUUAUCCAGUCACGUGAGAAGGAAAUGCCUGCUCAAGAUAUCAUUCCUAUCAACAGCCGUUUCAGAUGUGUGCAAGAAGCUGAAGAAACUCUGCUGAUUGACAUAGCCUCAAACACUGGCUGCAAGAUCCGGGUUCAAGGUGACUUCACGGGAGAGCGCCUCUUUGAAAUCCCUGAUGAAGAGCGCUGCUUGCGGUUUCUCGCUGAUGUCCUUGCUGCUCAGGAAGCUCUACUAAAACCUACAAUUCCCGAUUCCAAAGACUCCUCCAGCUGGUACCAGAAAUUACCGCCUGUGGACAAACCUCUGAAUGAGUCGACUGCUCCAGGGAUCCUUGGCUUUGAGGAUAAUUUUACGUCCCUGAGUUUGGAGAAGAAACGAAACUUACAGAACCAGCAGAUGGGGACGCGUCGGGAGCCCCCACCUCCUCCUGCAGGAAACAGAGCGCUUCCACGGGAAAGAGAAGCCACAAGCAAAGAGCAGCCUAAAGUGACCAACACCAUGCGGAAGCUCUUUGUUCCAAAUACCCAGUCUGGACAGCGAGAGGGCCUCAUCAAACACAUACUGGCAAAGAGAGAGAAGGAAUAUGUCAACAUUCAGAAUUUCAGGUUUUUUGUUGGAACAUGGAAUGUGAAUGGACAGUCACCCGACAGUGGACUGGAACCAUGGUUAAAUUGUGAUCCAGACCCUCCUGAUAUCUACUGCAUCGGGUUUCAGGAGUUGGACCUAAGCACGGAAGCCUUUUUCUACUUUGAGUCAAUGAAGGAGCAGGAGUGGCUGAUGGCCGUGGAGAAAGGCUUACACCCCAGAGCCAAGUAUAAGAAAGUCCAGCUGGUCCGCCUGGUUGGAAUGAUGCUGUUAGUGUUUGCCAGGAAGGACCAACUGAGUCACAUCCGGGAUAUUGCGGCUGAAACAGUUGGGACAGGAAUCAUGGGGAAAAUGGGCAACAAAGGGGGUGUCGCAGUAAGGUUCGUGUUCCACAACACUACAUUUUGCAUCGUCAAUUCCCACCUGGCUGCCCACGUGGAAGACUUUGAGCGACGGAAUCAGGAUUACAAGGACAUCUGUGCACGCAUGAGUUUCUUGGUUCCAGAUCAGAGCCUGCCCCAAAUGAACAUCAUGAAGCAUGACGUUGUGAUUUGGUUGGGAGACUUGAACUACAGGCUCUGCAUCCCUGAUGCCAACGAGGUAAAAAGUCUGAUCAGUAGGAACGACAUUCAGAAACUGUUAACGUUAGAUCAGUUGAAUAUUCAGCGAUCACACAAGAAAGCUUUUGCUGACUUCAUUGAAGGCGAUAUUAAAUUCAUCCCUACAUACAAAUUCGACUCUAAAACAGACCAAUGGGAUUCCAGUGGGAAAUGUCGAGUUCCAGCCUGGUGUGACAGAAUCCUUUGGCGUGGGACAAACGUUCAGCAGCAGUAUUACCGAAGCCACAUGGAACUGAAAACCAGUGACCAUAAACCUGUCAGCUCUCUGUUUCAUAUUGGGGUGAAGGUUGUGGAUGACCGGAGGUACCGGAAGGUGUUUGAGGACAUUGUUCGCAUCAUGGACCGAAUGGAGAAUGAUUUUCUUCCCUCAUUAGAGCUCAGUCGGCGGGAGUUUGUGUUUGAAAAGGUGAAGUUUCGACAGCUGCAAAAGGAAAAGUUCCAGAUCACAAACAAUGGCCAGGUCCCCUGCCAUUUCUCUUUCAUCCCUAAGCUCAACGACAGCCAGUACUGCAAGCCAUGGCUUCGUGCUGAACCUUGUGAAGGCUACCUAGAGCCAAAUGAGACCAUGGACAUUUCCCUGGAUGUGUAUGUCAGCAAAGACUCCGUGACAAUCCUGAACUCGGGGGAAGACAGCAUUGAAGAUAUCCUUGUCCUUCACUUGGAUAGAGGCAAAGAUUAUUUCUUGACCAUCAGUGGGAAUUACCUGCCCAGCUGUUUUGGCACCUCCCUGGAAGCCUUGUGUCGAAUGAGAAGGCCAAUCCGAGAUAUUCCUGUCACCAAACUCAUAGACUUGGAAGAAGACAGCUUCCUAGAGAAGGAGAUGUUCCCUUUAGAAAAUGAUGACGUCAGUGAGCGACCCCUUCAAAUUCCCAAGGAGAUCUGGUUCUUAGUGGAUCACUUAUUUAAGAAUGCCUGCCACCAGGAGGAUCUAUUCCAGACACCCGGAAUGCAGGAGGAGUUGCAGCAAAUCAUCGAUUGCCUAGAUACCAGCAUUCCUGAAACAAUCCCUGGCAGUAACCACUCAGUGGCCGAAGCACUUCUCAUUUUCCUGGAAGCCCUGCCAGAGCCAGUCAUCUGUUACGAGCUUUAUCAGCGGUGUCUGGAUUACGCCCACGACACCCGGCUCUGCCGACAGGUGAUUUCUCAACUUCCUCGUUGCCACAGAAAUGUUUUCCGAUACUUGAUGGCUUUUCUCCGAGAACUCUUAAAAUAUUCUGAAGACAACAAUGUCAGCACAAAUAUGAUUGCCACUCUCUUCACCAGCCUUCUGCUACGGCCCCCACCCAACCUGGUCACGAGACAGACUCAAAGUGACCGCCAACGGGCUAUCCAGUUUAUUAUGGGCUUCCUGCUUGGGGGCGAUGAAGAGUAAUGCUCUUCCUCUUGCGGCACUUCAAGAUUUCAAAGUGGAGGAUCGUAGAUUGCAAGUAUUCAGGACCGUUGAGGGGCUCUGUCAGAGAACGGGUCUGGACAAGAGCUCCUUGGCCGAAGCCUCUUGCUACUGAGAAUGUGCCAUGUUUACAGAGCAAAAGGGAGGGAGGCCUGGACUCCAAAAGCUCUCUUGUUCGGUGUUCAUACGCUUCCUCCUCAAAGGGCAAAGAGAGCCGUCCUCAAGCUGAGUUGUCUUAAAAACCUACUUGCUCUCGUCCCAUCCAAGUGCUGUAACUAGGUCUGGGGUCUGGGUUAAGGAUGUCCACUUCUUAGCUAGCGAACACUACUUGCUUUGGAUCAGACUUUACCCGUAGUCGUUCAUCUGAAGCACCUCCCCUCCUCCCCCUCACUGCUUCCUUUGCACUCUAAGCCCACCAGUAGUAUUACUCUAGGGUCACUGCUUGACCAUAGGGUUGGGUGACUUGGGUUACGUCUUGGGUGACUUGGUCGUUCCACUGCCAUCGUGUGGAUGUCGUGUGCAUAUUUGCACUUGUACUAUAUAACAGUGUUUGCGUAGCCUAGCCGACAUUGUCCCUGGGACCGUUCACAUGCAUUCGCUGUGUAGAACCCCCUUAUGGCAACCUUUACGUUAGGGACUACUCGGUAACAGACUUAUUUUGGUGACCCACUGGUUUCUUCGUGAGUCGCGAUCAGAAUCAGGGUGUCGGGGAGUAUUUUAAGAAUUGUAUGUUAGACAAAGAGUAUGACUCAUCCCUUUUUAUGUUUCAUGUGCCACGAAGGCUAGCCCUGGCUUUCAAGCAGAUCUAAACCCAUAGAUUUAAUCCUAGUUCUCCUCCCCCGCCUCCUCUUCCAAGAUCGGGCCUGGUACCACUGCAGAAGUGACUAAACCCAAGCCAGUGCCCUGCAUGACAGGCACCUGACCCUUAUUGAGCCGAUGGAGAUACCUCCUGAAUCCACCACAGCCACCUUGGUCCCCUUCAGGGUAGAGGCACUGUGCCGACCUUCUAACUUGUGGGGCAGCAGCUAUGAGCUCCACUCAACUGCCAGCUCUGGCAGGGGUUGGAACUCCUCACCACCCUUCACAGCAGACAAGUCCAGAGUUGCCUCCUGGAGUUGUGCAGAAUUGUGCAGGGAUGCUAACUGGUCCACUGAGGUGACAUCCUGUUGUCAUCUCCCCAUAUACUCCUAGAGCAGAGCCUUAUUGUCUUUAAGGGCAACAUGAGAAUUUCACAGACUUGCCAAAAAGGACAGUGAGAUCAGGAUAACACUUUCUCCUUCAAAUUUGAAAGCUCUCUGAAGUCUUAGUGUUGAUUUUUAAUGCUGGGUCUCUGCCUCAGCAGGCCACGCACACAUGCGCUUGUGUGUGUGUGUGUGUGUGUAUCUCACUCUAUAUUUUGGUCACCAGCCAUAUGAAGCUGUCUGCAAUUUUGGGCUUCCUUUGAUUUUGAAUCACAAUCAUUUCCUGAAGUAGCUCAUUCUUUUCGUUGGAGUAUGACAUUGGUGACUGUUAUAUGAAAACACAGUGAUGGGUGUGUAUUCCACAAGCUUUGAAAUCUCCGGUGUGUGUCUGCCUCUCUUGUGUUGUGGAGAAUGGAGACAGAUCGAAGUGCCAUUUGUCCAGCAGUAUGCUGGGAAAGUAUAUUUUUUUCAUUGAAUUAUGGAAGACUGAAAUCACGGUGGCUGUGUUUGCCAUGUCAAAGGGGAAACACAGGAGAGGGCGGUGGUUCUUGGAAUUGGGAGGCAGAGGCAUUUCCAGGCAUGUUUCUUGCUUUAUUGGCAAUCCAGCUUUUAUGUUUCAUAAUUAAGGAUACAGUUAAUUGACACUGUGUGCAGCAAGCCCUAAGCUAUCUUUUUCUACAACUCCCAUAAAAUAGAAACAGUAAGUAGGGUGUCUUUUUUUUUUUUUUUUUUUUUUUACCUAAGCCUGCCCUCUGGUCCUGGUCGUGGGAUGCAGCCGGAGUUGAGACAAUCGGUUGGGAUUUAAAAAGUCCAUAAGCGAUAUUAAGAAACUCCUAUCCUUCCCCUCCUUCCAAAUACAAAUGUCAAGUAUUUCCUUGAAGCUCUGAUGGAGAAGGAUCUCAAACCUGGGAAUGGGGACAAGUUUUGGCAGUUCCGAGUUAAGGAAAGGUCCAAGCCCUUGCCAAGUUCCCGUCAGCUUUCAGGUUGGUUUCCCUUAUGCUGUUUUCUGGCCGUAAUAGUUGUUCAUGCUUUCCAGGGAGUCUUGGACACUUAGGUGAACUGCUAGGGGAUCCUGUAUCUUGUGACUUGUGUUUUAUUAUAAUUUAUUGGAAGAAUGUUUUCUAAAUAAAUGCAUAUGAUGUGAUUUAAUUAAUUGAUCAGAUAGGAGUGGGUGGAAGGGAAGGGCUCCCCCGUGGUCUCCCAGUACUGUAUUCAAGCGUUCUCUUCCCAACUGAUAACAUUUACCAUUGAUUGUCCGCUACUGUCUGCUUCCAAUGGCCACCUGACCUUCUUUGCUCCUGAGGAGGGAAUUGUAGCUGUCUGAGGAGCUUUGCCAGCUCUGCUUGUCCCAGACCUGCAUGUCCAAUGCCAGAAAUACCCUGCUGCAAAAGGAGGGAAAAUGAUUUCGUACAUUAAUAUGCUCAAGAUAUGGUGGUCUCCAUUCUAAUUGGAAUAGACCGGCUGCUUCUCUUUACCCUUACCCCCCAUCUAAUUCUUCAGUUUCCUAGGCUGGGCCUCUCCAUGAUGAGUACACUUACUCAUUGUGGUCAAAACCCCAGCCCUGAGGGAAAGAGAACUCUUAUUCCUUCAGUUAGCAAGAAUUGCUUCACCCAACACAGAAAUAAGUCAUCUUUUAAGGGAGAAAACUCUGAAAGGAGUUCUGAAAAUGUAGACAAGCCUGAAAUGUAACUAUUCACAGCAACUAGUUGUGAAUUUCCCUCCCAGCUAAGCUUACCAUAACAUCCCUACCUUUCAGGCCCGAAACAUAGCCCACUGUUUCCCCACGUAUCCCCACAGCAUCCAAAGAAGUAUUUUGGGGCUGUAGAAGCAGCAUGGUCUAGUAAGAAGUGCAUGGACAUGGGAGCCAUAGGAUCUGAGAUCUAAUCCCAUCUCUGCCACUUGCUGGCUAUGUGACCUUCUCUGGGCCUCAGUUCACUCAUCUUUAAAAUGGGAAUUCAGUGCCGGUUCUCCCUCCUACUUGCAAUGUGAGCCCCAUUGUGGGACCUGAUGAUUUUUAAUCACCCAGCAUAAGUAAGUGCUUAGCAAGGUGUGGAAGUUUUAAUUUACAAAUCCAAUCUCUAUUUCUCUGUCUGCCAUAUGCUAAUGGCUGACUCCCAAUUCUCUACAAUCCCAUUUUCUAUUAAAUCCUACAUCCUUUUUCCUCAAACCUUUAGUUCCUCCUAUUUCUCCCCUUUCCUCCCCCGUACCUCUAUCCAAAAUGUUCCCUGCCACCGCCCAACACUAUUAGAUUGCUUAUCAAGUCAGAAACUAUGUAAAUCUUCACUGAAUCUAUGCCCUUUACCCCUCCUGUUCAGGCAGUCAUCAAGUCCAGCAGCACUUGAAUCUGUCCCUUCCCCUUUCCCAUCACAUCACUAAGAUGCCAACCCCAUUCCUUCUAUGCCUAACCUGUGGUAAUAUCCUUUCAGGAACAAGGCUUUGCUCCCAUCCCUUUCUCCUACAAAUCAUAACCCAAAUCACAAGUUACUGCAUUGAACCUAUCAAAGCCCAAAGUAGGGCUUUUGGUCUUGGUUCUUUGAGUUAAAUGCAAAGCCUGAUGAUGAGAUUUCUAGUUCCUGAAACCUAUUAGCUAGCAAGCUCCAUCCUUCCUUGUUGCACUCAACUCUAACUUCAACCACAUUGUGGGAAGGGAAUGUGACCGUUUAUUGUUGUAAUGUACUCUCCCAGGUGCUUAGUAAAGUGCUCUGCACACAGUAAGUGCUCACUAAAUAUGAUUGAACGACCCACCCACAUCCAUACCUCCGUGUUUCCAGCAACCAUAUAAAACUGCCUCUCUUGCUUCAUCCACCAAACCCCUUCCCUGCUAUCCUAUUAGUACAUUAGACUCCUUCCCUCCUAUCCUCUUUAAACAUUAGACUCUCCUCCAGAAGCAUUCUCUAACACUAAGCAAACCCAACCCAAAAUAAAUCACAUCAAGCUUGUUCUUUCCCUAUGGUGCAUUCGUGUUUAUUUGUAUUUAUUUUAAUGUUUGUAUGUAUAGUAGAAUGUUGUUGGGUUUUUUUAACUGUUGAAGCUCAUUCAGAUAAUCAAAGAUAUUGUAUAAAUAAUUUUAAAUGCAAAAAUAAAUGUCAUAUGGUCAAUUUUUAAAAAA
Molecule: messenger RNA, 7074 nt
Organism: Ornithorhynchus anatinus (platypus)
Lineage: Eukaryota; Metazoa; Chordata; Mammalia; Monotremata; Ornithorhynchidae
Gene: OCRL
Product: OCRL inositol polyphosphate-5-phosphatase
Exons: 24
Coding region: 73-2766 (897 amino acids)
Biological process (GO): signal transduction; phosphatidylinositol dephosphorylation
Cellular component (GO): cytoplasm; membrane
Molecular function (GO): inositol phosphate phosphatase activity; phosphatidylinositol-4,5-bisphosphate 5-phosphatase activity
Source: RefSeq, a predicted model, not a curated record